This is a messenger RNA of Acanthopagrus latus (yellowfin seabream), 8531 nucleotides long. It is a transcript of the gene greb1l, whose product is annotated as GREB1 like retinoic acid receptor coactivator. The record is from RefSeq and is a predicted model, not a curated record. Bases 451 to 6300 code for a protein of 1949 amino acids. Gene Ontology annotation, biological process: kidney development; multicellular organism development. The transcript has 35 exons. Lineage: Eukaryota; Metazoa; Chordata; Actinopteri; Spariformes; Sparidae.
GCUGUUGUUCAACUUUUAUGACGAGAACUCCGCUGUGUUCGCACACUUCAGGCACGUCUUGAAUUUUAAGGCUAUGAAAUGUGAACUGAAGCUGCCAAGUGCUCCUCGUGAACUGCAACAAGCUGAUCUAAACUUUUUCCUCCGUCCAUGUGAGCCAAACGGCACGUACAGUAACUCCCUGACGUCAGCUGGCAGCUCCUCGGCUGUGCGCAGAUCAGCUGUGGCAGAGCACAGCGAGCCGAGCAGCAGCAGCAGCAGCAGCAGCAGAGGUGGUGUUUACUGGACCCAGGGACGCACAUUUACCCACAGACUGGCCCGCUUUCGCGCUGAUACAGGUCUCGAAGCGCUGAGUGAAAUGUGCUUGCUGAAAGUUUCUGCUGAGUGGUAGCGAUCCAGCAUGUAGCAGAGGUGAACUAGUCCCUUCACGCCUGGGAACAAUCCGACAACACAAUGGGGAAUUCGUACGCCGGGCAGCUGAAGUCUGCUCGAUUUGAAGAGGCUCUCCACAACUCUAUUGAGGCGUCGCUGCGCUCAAGCAAUGGAGAUCCACAGCCCAUCUUCACACAGCUCUACCUUGAUCCGGAGCCGUGUCCUGGUAACAUGGAAGACAUGAAGCCGAAAGCUGACCUGCACAGACGGGAGCCGCCGAGCCAAGAGCUCAUGAACGGCCACUCUUCCAACGAUCUAGAGGAGCUGGAGGACGAUGAUGACUCGGACAGCAGCAGCCCUCCACUUCCCUACCUGCAGACCCCUGUGCCUGAUGGCUGCUGCACACUGGAUGGGUUCUGUCAGGCUGGCAAGGACCUCCGCCUGGUCUCCAUGGCAACAGAGCCCAUCGAAGUCCCAGCAGGCUUCGAGCUGGUCGGCGCCAAGUCCCCUAGCGUCCCCGAGCACAUCCUGGUGUGUGCCGUGGACCGCCGCUUUUUGCCUGACGAGAAUGGGAAAAAUGCACUUUUAGGUUUUUCAGGAAACUGUGUGGGCUGUGGGGAAAAGGGUUUCAGAUACUUCACCGAGUUUUCCAACCACAUCAACCUAAAGUUAUCCACCCAGCCCAAGAAGCAGAAGCACUUAAAAUACUACCUGGUGAAGAGUUCUCAGGGUGCUCUGUGCAAAGGACCCCUCAUCUGCUGGAAAGACUGUAAAUCACGCCAGUUCUCCAGCAGCGCGUCGACGUCGAAGCCCAGCUCGUCUUCGUCUCUCAGCAGUAAAGAAAACGGCGGCACCAGCGGACACAGCUCCUCUCCCUUCUCCCUCUCAGAUUCUCCACCCACCAGAGUGACACAAGCAUCCUCUGUGUUUUUCGGGAGCCAGGACCUCAGCAGAGACUGCAGUUUCCUCAAACCUCUGGCAUCCACGCCAGGAAACAAGACCCUCCCGAUAGUACCCACAGCUCUGAGGGUGAACGGGCCAACAAAUGGUCUAGGAGUCGACGGGCGUCCUCCCUUACUGAGCCCCUCCCAGGUCUCUUUAGGGCCUCAAGGUCAGGGGUAUCGCACUGCUGACUUAGGCGACAGUCCUGUGUCCUCUGCCAUGAACUCUGGGCCUCCAAAGAAGCGUCACCGGAGCUGGCACCCUAACUCGUUGGUACCUGUCCCACCGACAGCCGUCCCCGUGCCAGCCAUCCGGCCGAUAGUUUGUUCUCCAGGUUCUGUGUUAGGAUUGUCGUCGCCUCAGGCGCCUGUACCAGGAGUGAUUCAGCCUCAGCCCGUCAACGCUGGAGACACCGUCAUCGUCCCCGACAACCUGCUCAGCUCCUCAGGAGUUCGCCCUGUCAUCCUCAUCGGGCACGGCACUUUACCUUAUUUCUAUGGGAAUGUUGGAGACAUAGUGGUGAGCCCCCUGCUGGUCAGCUGCUAUAAGAGCAGCCAGCUGACGGAGAAAACCUUGGAGACGCUGGGCCUCAACAGCAGCCAGCUUCUCUGCGUGGAGACGAUGAUCCUGCUCACUUUACAGUAUCUUGCACGCUUAGGCUCGGAGCAGAUUCCUCUGAGGGAGGAGCUGGAGCAGAUCGUUCUGAAGGCCAUGCUGUGCUGCCCCGGGGGUCCCGCCAUCUCCCCGACCCAGCUGCCCUGGCUGGCGCGGCUGGAGGCCAGCGUCUCCGGCGGCAGCGUCCAGGUCGUGGUUACCCAUAGCUCUCUGGGAGAGGGCAUCUCAGAGUCACUCCGUUCUCUCAGCGAGGGCCCUCACCACCAGCAGUGUCUGCCCACGUACGUCGUCAUUAUAUGCGCCUCUAAGAUGACCGGCAACGAGUUCUGCGUGCUUGUGUUGGGAAAGUACCAAGCGCGGGCCCUAGCUGAAGGAAUGCUCACGACCAACGAGUUUCUGAAGGAAAUCAGCUACGAACUCAUCACAGGGAAAGUCAGCAUCUUGGCAUCUCACUUCAAAACCACCUCCCUCGGGGACAAUCUGGACAAGCAGCUGGUGCGAUACCAGCGCAGACGGAAGGGACAGGUCAUCCAGCCCUUUCAAGGCGAUGUCACCGACUACAUCCACUCUCAGGAGGCUGCCAGCAUGUCACCGCCCUCAGACAGAGCAGAGCUGUUGACCAAGGUCUUUCAGAUCUACCCGACCCAGCUGAGUGUGGCCCGGAGCCUCCUUUCUCAAGUCUGCUCCAUCGCUGACUCAGGGACGCAGAAUCUUGAUUUGGGACGUUUUUGUAAAGUGGACUUUCUCGUUUUGGUCCCUCCAUCUCACAUUCUCGUGCACCAGACGGCGCAGCGCAUCAGACAAUCAGGAGUGCUCGUGGACCUUGGAAUCGAAGACGCCUCCUUGGCCUAUCAGAAAUCUGACAAGUACGUGGUGCGCCUGGAUGGUGAUGUUCACGCCAAGAUGGAGGCCUUCAUGAGGAAAGUCAAACAGAACCCCUACACGCUGUUUGUCCUCAUCCACGACAACUCCCACGUCGACCUCACAAGUGCGCUCUCGGGCUCCGUGUGCCACGGGGAGCUGCAGGGUUUGGCCGACCGGGUGGUAAACUGCCAGGAAGUCCUCGAUGCCAUGAACCUCCUGGUCCUGCAGGUCAGCUGCUUCCCAUACACGCUGCAGACCCGCCAGUCCCGCAUCAGCACCCACAACGAAGUUCACUGGCCCUCCAAAGAAAGUCUGCAGGGGGUGCAGUCUCCUAAUGACUUGCUGUACUUUGGCCUGAGGGACUACAGCAGAUCCCUGCAGUGGGGCGUGGCCAGCCCCAUCCUGCGCUGCGAUGAUGCAUUCGAGAAGAUGGUCCACACGCUGCUGGAGAGACAUCCUCACCUACACAGCAUGGUGAUCCGCAGCUACCUGCUGAUUCAGCAGUACACCGAGGCCAUGAUGGCCCUCACCUCCUCCCCGUCCCUGAGGGACCACAUAACCCCGGAGACCCUGGCCAUGGUGGAGGACCUGAUCAACGCUCCAAGCAGAGAGGGUUCCCAGGGCCGGGGCCACAUGCUGCUGGUCCGAGUCCCCUCGCUGCAGCUGGCCAUGCUGGCCAGGGAGCGGUUAGAGGACGUGAGGGACAAACUGGGGCUCCAGCUGUGCUUCGCCGUGCUGCUGGGAAGCCCCGCCACGGAGCUGAGCCUGCCCAGAAACUUCACCAACCGCCUCAGGGCGUGGAGAGGCUGUGAGAAUGAAGAGUGGGUACCGCACACGUACGAGGAUCUGGAAGGGCUGCCCUGCAUCGUCAUCCUCACGGGGAAGGACCCCCUCGGAGAGACUUUCCCCAGGUCUCUGAAAUACAGCGACCUGCGUCUGAUAGACUCCAGCUACCUUACUCGCACGGCCUUGGAGCAAGAGGUGGGUCUGGCCUGCACCUAUGUGUCCAUGGGCGUGGCUCAGGACCCCAAGAAGGCCAUGGCCCCUCGGGAAUCAGACGGAGAGAAGGCCACCACCAGCUUGAACGAAGGAGACGAGCUGGAAAGACCUCAGAGCAACGGCAGCGCUGCGACCAGAGCGUCUGGCUCUUUGGCAGAGAAUGGCGUCAGCUCAUCCGACGUCGCCGACUCUUUCCAGAAACCCUCCACCUCCAGCUGCCCACCUGAAGGUGCCGUCACAUCGGACGUGGGCACCGUAACGCAAGGCUUCAAGCAGGAGUGCGACUCCCUGGGGAGCCAGCUCUCCUCCAACUCCUCCAAGCAGUCCAAGGCCCCUCCCUCUCUCUGCUCCAGUUCCUCCUCCUCCGCCCCCUCGCCAUCGUCCUCAUCCACCCAGAGGCCCAGCCAGUCCACGCAGUGUGGUCGGGAGCCCAAGCCCGCCCGGGUGUCCCCGCGGACGGUCAUCAUGUCGCGGGCGGCGUACAACCUGCUGGCUGGGGAGUCGGGGAGCCAGCUGAGCUCUUUCUCGUUGUUGCCUCACGCAGACGUGGCGUGGAGCAGCCCCCUGAGGCCCCUCAUCACCCCCAACCUGCAGGGGGCCGAUCAGAGCAUGUACUACCGCCAGUGGACCGUCGCCAGGCAGCACCACGCCGACUACGAGGCUCCACCUGUGCCACAUCCUCGACGGCUGCUGCUCAGCGGACCACCACAGGUGGGAAAGACCGGCGCCUAUCUGCAGUUUCUUCGCAUCCUGUUUCGAAUGCUCAUCAGACUGCUGGAGGUAGAUGUGUACGACGAGGAAGAGUCGGAGGAGGAAGAAGAAACAUCCAAGGUCACAACUCCAAUAAACACCCAGUGGCCUGACAUCGAGGAAGUUCGAAAGCUGCCCUUUGACCCCAACCCCCGGGACCCUAAGUUCAGAAAGGCCAGCCCUGUUUACACUGAAAAGAUGCCAAAGUGCUUAAAAGACUUUAAGCAAGAGGGAGAGAUGCAAACACCAGCCAAACGAGAGACCAAGUCCAUCCGUCUGAGCAGGUUUGCCGCCCACAAUGCCUUUCAUCACUGCGAGCAGUGUCACCACUACUGUGAAGCGGGCCCCGCCACACAGCUGUCGGAGUGCACCUUCCACGCUUUCACCUUCUGCUCGUCCAUGCUUGGGGAGGAGGUCCAGCUCCAGUUUGUCAUUCCCAAAGCCAAGGAGCAGCACUUUGUCUUCAGCCAGCAGGGGAGCCACUUGGAAAGCAUGCGUCUGCCUCUGUUCUCCACCAAGGACCCUGCGCUGCUGAAGAGCCCGAUCUUCACCCCGACCACGGGACGGCAAGAGCACGGCCUGCUCAACAUUUUCCACGCCAUGGAGGGCGCCACUCAUCUGCACAUCCUGGUGGUCAAGCAGUUCGAGAUGCCCCAGUACAGGAAGUACUGGCCCAACCACAUCCUGCUCGUCCUGCCGGCCAUGUUCAACAAUGCUGGAGUUGGUGCGGCCCGCUUCUUGAUCAAAGAGCUGUCAUACCACAACCUGGAGCUGGAGAGGAACCGACUGGAGGAGCAGGGCGUCAAGAGGCAGGACGUGUGGCCUUUCAUCGUCAUGAUGGACGACUCCUGCGUGCUCUGGAACAGCCAUCAGCCAGCAGACUGCAGCGAGACAUCAGAUGACGGCUCAACCUACACGAACGUGUCCUUGAAGAUGGUGCUGCAGCACAUGGAAACCACACCGAAGAUCUCCCUGUACGCGAUGUGUGGCACGCGCAAGUGGAGCAGCGGCCUGGCUCGCAAGUCCACCAGCCAGCUGUAUAGCCGGUGCCACCUCCACGACUUUGUCAUGCUCAACGUGGACCUGACGCAGAAUGUCCAAUAUGACCUUAAUCGGUAUAGCUGUGAGGAGGUGGACUUUAAUCUGAGGGUGAACAGCAGUGGGCUGCUGCUGUGUCGCUUCAACUGCUUCAGCCUCAUGAAGAAACACAUUCCAGUCGGGGGAAACAAAGACUUCCUGGUCAAACCUAAACUCAUGGAAAUAGAAAACCCCGCCCUAAUCAGCCCGUCCCAGUACGUCUGCGCUCCAGACAGCGAGCAGACCCUCCUGGACGCCCCGGCCCAGUUCUUGCUCGAAAGGUUCCUGCAAAGCUGCAGCCACAGACUCUUUCCGAAGGCUGUUCAGAACAGAAACAACCCAGUUCUGUCCAUCGACAGCUACCUCAACAUAAGCCCCGAGAUUUCUGUGUGCUACAUCAACUCUCGGCCACACUCCACCAACCUGAACCACCAGGGCCUGCUGUUCAGCGGCCUGCUGCUUUACCUCUGUGACUCCUUCGUCGUCUCCGGACUCCUCAAGAAAUUCCGCUUCCUUAAAGGUGCCACCCUGUGCGUGAUCAGCCAGGACCGAAGCUCCCUGCGUCAGACCAUCGUCCGGCUGGAGCUGGAGGACGAGUGGCAGUUCCGCCUGCGGGACGAGUUCCAGACGGCCAACUGCAGCGAGGACCGGCCUCUCUUCUUUCUGACCGGCCGCCACGUUUGAACCUAAAAAAAAAAAAACGUCCCGGGUCCCCGACGCACUGCCGCCAAAACUCAAUCAGAAGCCAGGAUAGUUCUUUGACAUUCCGGUGGAAGGUCAGAGGGGGAUCUGCUGGAGAUCCGAAGUGCCCCACAAGCGGACAAAUCGCCGCCUUUACAUGGCUUUCCCCCUGCGUCUGUGCUACCACAGUGCACUCUGCCUGGCUCAUGUUUGAACUCUUCUACUGAGAAACUUUGCUGUGGGAGAAAGAAAGCACAGCUGAGACUGAACUUUAGUUGUUUUGUUGUUGUAUAUUCCGCAAAAAUGGACGCUCCCUGAUCAAUGAUGUGACUAUUUGAAGAUUGUAUGUGCACAUGGACAUUUAACGGUACGUCCUGUGCUGGGCGUACUUGUUUUAUCUCAGGGUUUUAAUGGGAGAUCCGAGGGAGGUCGCUCGAAAGGGUAAAGCUUUUCUCCCAAGUUGUAAUUUUGGCUUUGUCUUACGUUGGCACCAAAGACGUCCUCAGCUGCCGCCCCCCCCUUGCCUUUUACCUUUUGCUUUCCUUUCAAACUCCACAAAGCUCAUCGUUUUGGAUUUCCAUCAUCACUUCUACUGCUGCGCCAUCGGGAUUCAAGCAGGAAGCGAUUAUGUGAGCCUCUUCUUCUUCUUCUUCUUGUGCCUCCUAAAAGUAUUUACGUGGCAUCGAUAAGCCAUCCUGCAUGACAGCGUUUCUCAUUUCCCGAACGACUUGCUGUCAAAAGUACCCAAAGAUUUCGUUCACAGCGAAAAGAAAAAGGCGCAAGACGCGUCCUCUCAAGAAUGUAAAAUGUUUCAAAUAUGAAGCAGAUCCGUUGUCCAGAAGAGACAAACGUGACCUGCCCCAGGGUUUUACUCAUCUGUUAACGUGUACUACCGAUCACACGUGGAAGGAAGACGAGUUCACUGGUAUUUUUUAUAUUUUUUGGGGGGAGGAUGUUUUGAGCAAAAUCAAGCCAGGUCAGUAAAUGAUACAUAAUAAUCACUGCCAAAUGUCCUGCUACUGACUGUGCCUGGGGGUUACACCUCCUGUUGUAAAGGAAGGCCGAUCUUACGCGGGUGGUUCUGGCUGCCGUCACAAUCCGGGUAAUAAUCAAGAGAAAAAAAGCUUUAAAACGCCGUCAAAAAGCAGGUGACCAGAUCAUUUCAUAUACUUGAACGUAGAAUGUUUUUGUAUGUUUCUGCACAGGGUUGUCCAAAGAAUAUGCCUUAUGGUGACGUUUCAUGCCAUCGCUGCUCGAGUCAUUAAUUUUUUAUUUUUAUUUUUUUCGUUUUUUUUUUUUUCCGACCAAUGAGAAUGAAGUAUAAAACCAUUUUAACUGUGAGGCGAGGGGAAUGUUUGUCCAAGCGAAGCAAAGUGAAUAAUUGGAUUUCGGACUACUGUACUGUUUAAAAAUUGUGUUUACAUUAUUAAUAUAUUAUAUCACCCCUUGAAACCGCUGAGGGAUACUGAUGUUUUUUUUAGUCUUGUGUAACUUUUGCCAGUAUAUGUCGGUCAUGAUGUCUUGCUGCAUUUUUUUUUUUUUAAUGUUAUGUUGCAAAAGGCAAAAAGAAGAAUCUACCUAGAUGUGUCCUUAACCAUAUGUCUGUAUCCCUUCCCUGUUCUUGUGUUGAAUUUUUUAUUUUUUUUUUAUUUUUUAUUUUUUAAUGAAAAAAACAGGUCCGUGAGGGAUUCUUAUUUAUUUGACAAGCAUUUUUUUGGACUGAUAAUCAUGUUGAAGUGUAAUAUUUGAUUGCAUGCUAAGCUCGCCUAAACCGAGGGGAGCGGGCGUGUCCUCUUCAGAACCAAUCCGUGAAAGGCUUUGCACAAGACCCAAAUGAAUGAUUCUUCGAUCUACUGAAUGUCAUCGGGGUGGGGUGGGGUGGGGUGGGGGUGGGGAAAGAGGAGGAAAUGUGAACUUGCACUAUACAAGUUGCCAGCAGAAAAAGAAAAUGUUGCCCGCUGUGAAAUGAGCCCCGCAAUUAGUCCAAGUGUAAAGACUGAUGAUCAGGAAAGAUGUAACUUAAAACUCCAAUGGUCCAUAGAAUGUGUCUUUCUUUUUGAAUAAUUUAACACUUAAUAUGCAACUUGCUCUCACAAUCUUCACUGAAGUGUGUUUGAUACCUCAUGUUUAUCGUUGUGGCUACAGGCUUUUUGAACAUAUGACAUUAGAGCCGUGCUGUUAUUGUUGAAAAACGUAUGAAUGUAAUAAAAAAAAAAGAAGACUUCUAAAAAUAA